AUGGAAAAAGAAUUUGUUCCAGCUGAUUUGGAUUGCCAUUUACCAACAUAUGGUGAUUUUGAUAUUGAAACGUUUCGAGAUGAACUUCAUAAAUUGAGUAUUAGAUGCAAAACUUAUCGAGAAGAAUGGAGAUAUGUUUUAUUAAUUGAUGUGGAUGCUCUAACAGGAUCAUUCACCGUGGAUUUGAUUGAGCCCCAUGUUGCGUUAACACAUGGUUGCAUUGAUUUUGAUGGUAGUAAUUUGGUACUAGAAAAACAUCAUACACGUGACUUGGGAAUGCGUAUUGAUAUUCAACAAAAACCUUAUUCAAUUCAAUUUGAAACAAUUGUUCAUAAUAUCAAAAAUAAACAGUUUUAUGUUCUUCGUACUAUUGACCAUAGACUCACUGAGCCUAUUGAAAAAUGA
This is a messenger RNA of Rotaria socialis, 405 nucleotides long. Lineage: Eukaryota; Metazoa; Rotifera; Eurotatoria; Philodinida; Philodinidae. The record is from the annotation of a GenBank genome assembly.